Agrilus planipennis (emerald ash borer) is the source of this 3202-nucleotide messenger RNA. Its product is annotated as cullin-2. Gene Ontology annotation, molecular function: ubiquitin protein ligase binding. Gene Ontology annotation, biological process: SCF-dependent proteasomal ubiquitin-dependent protein catabolic process; protein ubiquitination. Gene Ontology annotation, cellular component: SCF ubiquitin ligase complex; Cul2-RING ubiquitin ligase complex. The record is from RefSeq and is a predicted model, not a curated record. Lineage: Eukaryota; Metazoa; Arthropoda; Insecta; Coleoptera; Buprestidae. The coding region runs from base 323 to 2563 and encodes 746 amino acids. The transcript has 12 exons.
CAUGUGACAAUAAACUGACAAUCAGUCUCAGGUUAUUGUGAUUGUGCGUAAUGCUAGUAUUUGUGAAAGGGGAAUAUAGAAAAUAGAAAUUUGAUGACGAAAGUUUCAGUCUACAAAAAUAACUUUGCAGUAAAACCGUGAGUGUAAUCCAUGCAAAAUAGUAAACAGUAAAGAUAAACAAAAUUACACAUUCUUGUGUAGCAGUUGCAUCCUUCUUCAAGUAUUAUGAAGUUUCUUUCUCAAGGUUGAAAACGUGAUCUAUUAGAAUUUAGUCAAAAAACGUGCAGUGUCAUUGACAACAUUUUGUAAUAAAUAGUUUAAAAUGUCACUUAAGCCACGGAAAGUUGAUUUUAAUGCCACUUGGAGUUCCUUGCAGGACACCGUUCGUGGGGUGAUAACGUUGGAUCAUGUCCCCAGGACUGUCUGGAACGACAGAUUUUCAGAUGUUUAUAGUUUAUGUGUGGCUCACCCUGAGCCUCUAGCCGAUAGGCUGUAUGCUGAAACUAAACAGUACCUGAUAGAUCAUGUAGCCAAAUUGUUGAAUAAAAUACAGGAAGGUGGAGAAUCUCAAUUGAUUAGGAACUAUUUUUAUUACUGGUCGCAGUAUUCUGAGGGUGCAGGGUACCUGCACAAGCUUUAUUUUUACUUGAAUCAACAGCACAUAAAGACACAGAAAGGUUCUGAUGCUGAAAUUUUGUAUGGCGGCUCUGAUAUAUCCGGAGCUGGAGAGCAAAUGGAGAUUGGUGAACUGGCCCUGGAAGUUUGGAGGGCUGAUAUGAUAGCCCCCCUAGGUCACCGUCUAGUAAAAUUACUUUUAGAAGUCAUUAACCAAGACAGGGCUCAGCAACCCUUAACAGUUCCCAUUGAAGCAGUCAGGGGAACAAUUUUAAGUUUUGUUGAGGUUCAAUCUUGUAAGAAAAAGGGCCAGUUGCAAUUGUACCAGGAUCUUUUUGAAGAACCCUUUCUGGAUGCCAGCGGCGAACAUUUCAAGAGGGACGCUGCGAGGCUCCUCCAGGAAAAAGACGUCAGCUUAUACAUGGAAAAAGUCAUGGCGAAAAUCGACGAAGAACUACUUAGGGCUAGAAAAUUCUUACACUUCAGUUCAUUACCUAAGGUGUCUCAACGGUGCGAGUCCCACAUGGUGGCUGAACAUCUUUACUUCCUCUAUAGCGAAUGCAUGAAUAUGGUACAGGGUGAACGUAAGAAAGACCUUUCAAACAUGUACAGUCUUCUCAAGAGUGUUCCCAAUGCUAUUUCUGUCCUUGUGGACACUGUCCUUGAACACAUCAAAGCCCAAGGACUUACGGCGGUUAGUAAUCUACAGGGUGAAAGCAUGCACAUCCAUUUCGUAGAAAACUUACUGAAAGUGUACAAGAAGUACAAGCAACUGAUCCAGGAGGUGUUUAACGCCGACCAGAACUUCGUAGGUGCUCUGGAUAAAGCGUGCAGUUCCGUGAUCAAUCAUAAAAGCAACGGGGGCCGGGGGCCGUGCCGCAGUCCCGAAUUGCUUGCCAAAUACUGUGAUACUCUAUUGAAAAAGUCUAGCAAGGGGAUAAGCGAGAGCGAAGUAGACGAGAAACUGUCCCAAAGCAUAAUUAUAUUCAAAUAUAUCGAUGACAAAGAUGUUUUUCAGAAAUUCUAUUCGCGCAUGCUCGCCAAAAGGCUUAUACACCAGCAGACGCAGAGCAUGGACGCCGAAGAAGCCAUGAUUAACAGGUUGAAACAGGCUUGUGGCUACGAAUUCACGAAUAAAUUGCACCGGAUGUUCACAGACAUGUCUGUCAGUGCCGAUUUAAAUAACAAAUUUGGCGAAUUUUUGAAAAAAGAAAACAUCGAUUUGGGCAUCACGUUCAAUAUACAUGUAUUGCAAGCGGGGGCUUGGCCCCUCGGGCAAACGGUCGUCACUCCAUUCGCUUUGCCUCAACAACUCGAGAAAAGUGUACAAAUGUUUGAAAAGUUCUAUCACACCAGUUUCAACGGGCGCAAGUUGACCUGGUUGCAUCAUCUUUGUCAGGCGGAACUUCGACUUGAAUACUUAAAAAAACCUUAUCUGGUAACGAUGCAGACGUUUCAGAUGGCUAUUCUUCUCCUCUUCGAAAACACAGACGUCCUCACAUGCGGAGAAAUCCGGGACACGUUGCAGUUGAGUAACGAACAGUUCCAAAGGCACGCGAGCAGUCUUAUAGAUUGCAAGUUCCUCCUCAGCGAGUCCGAGGAUUUAAAAUCAGAAUCGUCCCUUCGUCUUAACUUGGAAUACUCAAAUAAAAGGACGCGGUUCAGGAUUACGGCAGCUGUGCAGAAGGAGACGCCCCAGGAAGUCGAACAUACCAUGAAUUCUGUAGAAGAAGACAGGAAAUUGUACCUUCAGGCCGCCAUAGUCAGGAUAAUGAAGUCUAGGAAAGUUCUCAAGCACAAUCAACUUAUUCAGGAAGUCUGUGCCCAGUCGAAAGUGUCUUUUGCACCAAGUAUUCCGAUGAUCAAAAAGUGUAUAGAAGCCCUAAUAGACAAACAGUACAUAGAGCGGACUCCCCACUCGAGUGAGGAGUACAGCUACGUAGCUUAAACACAGACGGUGGUCCCCCCCCCCAAAAACGGGGGCUUCUGUUGUUAAUAAAUGUUGUCUCUGGUGAGUUUGUUUUUCGAAAAGAAAAAAUUAUAUAAAAAAAUGCGCGCUUAAAUAGUCUUUUCUUUAUUUUAUACAUGCGAUUUUCCUCGUAUUUUUUCUUGUUGUGACUCGAGGUUUUACGCAGGAUUAUUGCUUUUUAAAUUCCUAAUCAGUUUUAUUAAAAAAAAAGUAACAAUAGUGGUAUAUGCAAAUAGAGAAAUUAAACAACUUUUUUUUUUAUCGUGAUCAUGCCAGUCUCGGAGAGAAUUUUACUAUUUUCUUUCGGCUCUUUUGUUGCUUUCAAAGCACGCUUGAGGAAAUUUCCGACAUUUCCUUUGUUAAAAAAGAAAAUCGUCUGUAAUUAUUACAAGCACAGGUCCACACUUAAUGUAUAAAAAUUGCAACGCUCGUUUUGUACAUACUUCAUAUAUAUAUAUUAUAUAUAGUAUAUUGUUUGUAUCGCGACGUUUCGAUCCUCGUUAAUAUUAAUUACUACUCUGGUUCCAUGUACGGCGCAAUAAAGUGGAGACUGUAAAUUUUUACUACGCCCCGAAAUGAAUGUUAUGUAUUUUUAUUCCAAUUAAAGAAUAAUACAUG